GGAUUUUAUUGUUUAACAACAACACUAAGCUAAUUAGCCCCUAAUGAGAUAAGUAAGUAUUAUAACGAUGUUUGAGACUAAACAUCAACAUUUGGUGACGUAUCCAACAGGACAAAGGACAUAAUUAUAAAAAGAUAAAACCAAACAUUUAGUGUCGCCUUUUUGAUGUUAACCCAGACAAAAAAAUGGCAGAAAUUAUGUACGAUAAUAAACAAUAAUUUAAAUUAUUUGCUUCCAACAGCACAGAAUGUAGGUCAAUAAAAAUCCAUAGGGUGAAUAAAAUAAUUAUAAAUUGUAUCGCCAAUUGGUACAGCAAAAAUAAACACCACAACAAAAUCGCCAACUCAUCCAAUCUCAAAACGCGAUAACACCUCAAAUCAAAUUAUCAACACUGAUAACGAUUCACUAACAAGAACACACUUUUUUGUCAUUUACGUGCACUAAAACCUCUCAACAAAAAUGACUCUAGAAGCCAAAUUCAAAAACGAACAAAUCAUCCCUGAUGUCGUCGACGAAGCCCCUAGAUCAACCCUCGUCGUCACAUUCGGCACCCUCCAAGUCGACUUAGGGAACGAAUUAACCCCCACCCAGGUAAAUUCACCCCCUUCGGUAGCAUGGUGGCCCGAAGACAAUUCCUACUACACUCUGGUAUUCACCGACCCGGACGCCCCCAGUAGAGCCAACCCCAUCCGCAGGGAGUUUUUGCACUGGUUGGUUGGCAAUAUUCCUGGAGGGGAUGUGAGUAAAGGGGAGGUGUUGGCGGAGUUCUUGAGUUCGGCGCCUCCGAAGGACUCCGAUUUGCAUCGGUACACGUUUUUGUUGUACAAGCAGAAGGGGAAGGUGGAGUUCGAGGAGGAGAAGAUUCCCGAUACCACGAGGGAGGGGAGGAGGCACUUUUCGGCGAGGAAGUUCGCGGGGAAGUACGGGUUCGGGGUGGCGGUGGCGGGGAAUUAUUAUGUGGCGCAGUGGGAUGAGUACGUGGAGGAGGUCAACAAGAAGUUGGCCGGUACGUGAAGUGGAAAUAUUGUGAUGCAGGAAUAAAUAUGAAAAUAAGAAAA
Zophobas morio is the source of this 1058-nucleotide messenger RNA. Its product is annotated as protein D3-like. NCBI's taxonomy places the organism in Eukaryota, Metazoa, Arthropoda, Insecta, Coleoptera, Tenebrionidae. The transcript has a single exon. The coding region runs from base 460 to 1014 and encodes 184 amino acids. The record is from RefSeq and is a predicted model, not a curated record.